Messenger RNA from Aspergillus alliaceus, 5012 nucleotides. Its product is annotated as ubiquitin-binding serine/threonine protein kinase VPS15. Bases 155 to 4996 code for a protein of 1613 amino acids. Gene Ontology annotation, molecular function: protein binding; protein serine/threonine kinase activity; ATP binding. Gene Ontology annotation, cellular component: late endosome; phosphatidylinositol 3-kinase complex, class III, type II; nucleus-vacuole junction. The transcript is spliced from 3 exons. The record is from RefSeq and is a predicted model, not a curated record. Gene Ontology annotation, biological process: macroautophagy; protein targeting to vacuole; protein phosphorylation. NCBI's taxonomy places the organism in Eukaryota, Fungi, Ascomycota, Eurotiomycetes, Eurotiales, Aspergillaceae.
GUUAACUUCUACCUUUCCCGAUGUAUUGACAGCCAACUACUAUCAAAGAGAUAUCCUAAGUUUGCUCUAUAUAUUGCGCAGCUGCUCCCAUUGUCUUCCCUCUGAUGAGUUCGAUUGUUUUGAAAGAUCUCUGAGAUGAAGGCAUCUCAACAUCAUGGGCCAAGGUUAUUCACUUACAACCCUUUCAGCGGGUUCGGCCGGGAUCGAUAUCCCUGAGCUAUCAGACUUGACCUAUGAAAAGUCCAUGGGUGGUGGGAGAUUCAUGAAGAGCAUCAGAGCAAGACAGCAAAAUGGACUCGUUUUUGUAAAGGUAAUCAUGAAGCCUUUCCCUAGCAUGGAGCUAGAGCCAUACGUUAAAGCCAUAAUCCGGGAACGCAAGUUGCUUUCCGAUGUUCCCAAUGCGUUAAGCUAUCAAAGGGUCCUUGAAACUGGCACCGGCGGCUACUUAGUUCGCCAAUACAUCCACAGCUCUCUUUAUGACCGGAUGAGUACGCGGCCUUUCCCAGAGGACAUUGAGAAGAAAUGGAUUGCCUUUCAGCUAUUAUGUGCUUUACGGGAUUGUCAUUCACUCGAUGUCUUUCAUGGCGAUAUCAAAACAGAGAAUGUCUUGGUUACAUCCUGGAAUUGGGUCUAUCUGUCGGACUUUUCAUCAUCAUUCAAACUAACAUUCCUUCCGGAGGACAACCCUGCUGAUUUCCACUUUUACUUCGACACAUCGGGGCGACGAACCUGCUACCUGGCACCUGAAAGAUUUCUAGAAGCUGGUGAAAAGCGAGAAUCUCAGCAAAUCAAUUGGGCUAUGGAUAUCUUCAGCGUCGGCUGUGUAAUUGCGGAACUGUUCUUAGAAUCACCUAUAUUCACCUUGAGCCAGAUGUACAAAUAUCGGAAAGGCGAAUAUAGCCCAGAACACGGCCAGCUAUCCAAGAUCGAGGACCCAGAAAUUCGAGCAUUAAUCCUUCAUAUGAUUCAGAUCGAUCCAGAAUCCAGAUAUUCUGCAGAAGAAUACCUAAGUUUUUGGAAAAACAAAGCCUUCCCGGAGUAUUUUUAUAGCUUUCUUCAUCAGUAUAUGUCACUCAUGACAGACCCUUCCUCGGGCAGAGCACAAGUCGAAGCCGAAUCCGCAAAUAGGGGAGAAGCCGAUGACAGAAUAGAGAGAGUCUAUCUUGACUUUGACAAGAUCUCUUACUUCCUGGGGGCAUCUACUAAGACAUUGAGAGAUGGCUCAAGCCGUACUUCAUCGAAGCUUACUGGCAACACUUUCCCUGUCCAACUCGACUUACCUCAGUAUGGCCUUCAAGGAUCAAGAUCAAAAUCUCAGCUACAAACAGAUGAUGGCGUCCUCAUCUUCUUGACACUCGUUGUAUCCAGUCUACGCAACACAUCAAAAGCAUCUUCCCGAAUCAAGGCCUGCGACAUUCUUCUUGCCUUCGCCGAGAGAUUGUCUGACGAGGCAAAAUUGGACCGCAUCCUUCCCUAUAUUAUGAUUCUGCUCAAUGAUCGCUCCGACUCUGUGAGGGUGGCUGCUAUACGUUCCCUUGCACAGCUACUGGAAAUUAUACAUGUAGUCUCUCCAGUUAAUGCUUAUCUCUUCUCAGAAUAUAUUUUUCCAAGGCUCCAGCCGUUUGUUACCAGUUCCAACUCAAACCCAAGCCCGUUGGUCCGUGCCGCAUAUGCAUCAUGCAUAGCAUCUCUAGCACAGUCAUCCCUCAGGUUCUUGGAUAUGAUACAGGCAUUACGUACAGAUACUCGCCUGCCGACCUUAAUACCAGCUGGUUCUGAACCCAGAUGGACCGAAGAUGCUACUUAUCAUAAUCUUUACGACGUUGCAAGGGUCGAUCUUCUUGAGUAUUUUGAAGCUCAUACGAAAGCCCUUUUAACUGACAGUGAUGCCUCAGUUCGACGAGCGUUCCUCGGUUCUGUCUCCAGCCUCUGCGUUUUUUUUGGCAACCUGAAGACCAACGAGGUCAUUUUAAGCCAUUUGAAUACGUACUUGAAUGACCGUGAUUGGAUACUGAAGUGUGCUUUUUUCGAAGCUGUCGUAGGAGUUGCAGCUUACGUUGGGAGCACAAGUUUGGAACAAUAUAUUUUACCUUUGAUGGUCCAAUCAAUGACUGAUCCGGAGGAGUUUGUCGUGGAAAGGGUUCUUCGAUCCCUUGCUGCGAUGGCUGAUCUCGGCCUUUUCCAGCGAUCGACCACCUGGGAUCUCCUUCACAUUACGGUUCGUUUUUUGGUUCACCCUAACAUGUGGCUCCGUGAAGCAGCAGUGACAUUCGUUGUCAACUCUACCAAAUUUCUACCUGUCGCCGACAAAUAUUCUAUACUUACACCACUUGUGCGGCCUUUUCUUAAGUUCAGCGUUGUAGGAUUUUCAGAGGGCGAUAUGCUUGAUGCAUUGAAAAAGCCACUUCCAAGAAAUGUAUACGAAUUAGCCUUUAUUUGGGCUGCCAAGGUUGAAAAGGGUAUAUUUUGGAAAGCGGCGAAUCGAGACGGGGCUUUCAGCCUAGGCGCCAAUGAUGGUAUAUUUCCCAGGGGAAGCCAGAGAAAUUUGAGCUAUUCUCUGGGCUCGCAGCCUAAGAACGAAGAGGACGAGCAGUGGUUGUCCAGAUUGAAAAAUAUGGGCAUGGGCUCUGAUGAUGAGCUCAAGUUGCUUGCUCUCAAAGAAUACAUAUGGAGAGUUUCUGCACGUCAGACAAAGGAGCCGGAAAAUGGAAACUCUCAUCUGAACAACGUUGUUACUUUAACGCAAUAUGAAGUGACUCCUCAGACUGUCUUCUUUGACAAGAACCAAAAUGUGAAACCACGCAGAGUCUCCUCAGCCAAAGAUCAACCCAGCAAAAUUGGAGAGCGCAGACCACAUACCAUUACCGAUGCUCUUCUCGAUGCUUCAACUACAAUUGAUAGCAGGCCCAAUUCUCGUAGAAAGCAUGCACGAUCGAGAAGUCAGCUGCAGAGGGAAAUGGGGCCUAUCCUAACGACUCCAAAGCAGAAUACCUUGGACAUCAUUCGAGCAGCUGGCAAGUCUCCUGCGUCAUCGCCGAUAGCAUCAUCACCAAGCGCUGCGCCAAGCCCAGGGCCCUUAUCACCCCCUGGUUCAGACACCGAGCGAAGACUUACUGAGGGAAGAGAAAGCCCUGCACAUGAAAGUUCAUCGACGCCGACUGAAGCCGAAAAUCCCGUGGUGAAAAGCCUAUCCACAGGUGUACAAAGGAAGUCCAGCGCUAUAAGCCUACUCAAUCGCAAGGACUCUGCGAAAGCUUAUGCGGAGACAAGCACAAGCUCCGCAAAUGCAUUUGGCAAAGUUGAUGUUCCAUCACAUCGGGAAAUGCCGCAGUCUCCCUUGUCCGUUGCUCAUGAUAGAAAAGCACUCAAGGAUAAACCGCAACAGUAUCAUGCCAGUCAUUCGUACGGUGGACGUAAUCCUGUAAUCCUUAGAUUACUUGAUAAUGUGUUCGCGGAGAAUUAUCCUACGGACCUUUUUGAUCUGGGGCCUUAUGUUAAGGAGAUAGAUACCAGGCGACCGAUCAAAAAAGCCAGCGGCAGUGAGACGAACAAGGUAUGGAAACCAACCGGUGGACUCGUUGUCAUCUUUGGUGAGCAUAGUGGAGCGGUGAAUAGAGUUGUAGUGGCUCCGGAUCAUGCGUUCUUCGUCACUGCGUCCGACGACGGUUCUGUCAAGAUCUGGGAUACAAGCCGUCUUGAGAAGAACCUGACACCUAGGUCUCGUCAAACAUACCGCCACUCUGUUGAAGCUAAGAUUAAAUCCUUGACAUUCGUUGAAAACACACACACCUUCAUUAGCGGUGCUACCGAUGGGAGUAUUCAUGCAGUAAAAGUUGACUAUAGCAAUGUUAACGAGACGGCUCGGUACGGGAAACUCCAACUAGUACGCGAGUACCAGCUACCAGUGACCGAUAACGGAACUGCGGAGUAUGCAGUUUGGAUAGAGCACUUUCGUGUCGAUUCACAGUCUACACUCCUCAUUGCGACGAAUACAUGUCGAGUUCUUGCGCUGGACAUGAAAACUAUGCUCCCUGUCUACUCUCUUCAGAACCCUGUUCACCAUGGAACACCAACUACAUUCUGUUGUGAUCGAAAGCAUAACUGGCUCUUGGUAGGCACCACACAUGGCGUUCUGGACCUUUGGGAUCUUCGCUUUCGAGUGAGAUUGAAGGCAUGGGGCCUUCCUGGAUCUGGUGCCAUCCAUAGAAUUCAAGUACACCCGACGAAGGGAAGGGGAAGAUGGGUCUGUGUGUCGAGUGGCGGCAGCCACGGGAACGAGAUCACUGUCUGGGAUAUUGAAAAAGUCCGGUGUCGAGAGGUGUAUCAAACAGAUUCACUGGGCGUCGGCACUCAAGGACCUAACGGCGAUGAUACCAAAGCAAAACAGACGCUUAUGGGUUUUAAGGAGUAUGAGGCGUGGCACGUCGAUAGCGACCGGCCUGAAGGGAUGCUGAGCCGGUUCGCUGCAGAAGGACCCUUGUCGGGAGCUGUCGAGCAAGCUUCAGGACCGUCGCUCUCCAAUACACCUUCAGGGAUAUGCGCUUUUGCUGUUGGAUAUGACUCACCUGAUGAUGGAAGGGAUAACAGUACUCGCUGCGGAUUUAUUGUUUCUGGUGGAUGUGAUCGCAAAAUCCGCUUCUGGGACUUGGCUCGGCCCGAAUUAUCAACGAUCGUCAGCGGGUUGGACGUUGUUUCGGAAAGCGGAGCAGCUGGGAAGCCGCGUUAUGAAUUGUCUCAGCCGGGACCGUCCCUCUUAGUGACCUCCGAACAUCUCCCUAAUGCUAGUGCUGCUGUCCCUACCGCAGGAACAGGUGGAAAGAGCAACAGCAGAAAAGGGGCGGGUGGAAGACUACCACGCAGUACCGUAAUUAGCCUACAGCAGCAACAGCUCCUCAAGAGUCAUUUGGAUUUCAUUCAGGAUGUCGCUGUGCUGCGGGUUCCCUAUGGAAUGAUUAUCAGUGUCGACCGAGCGGGGAUGGUUUACGUUUUUCAAUGAUAGGCAUGCUUUCAUA